AUGAAGCAAGAGGUUGGUAGAUUUUCUGUGGCUGACUACAUCGUGUUUUCCGCCACCCUCCUGAUCUCCGCGGCCAUUGGAAUAUUCUACGCCAUCAAGGGGCAGACCAGCACCAAACAGUUCCUGAUGGCAGACAGGAGCAUGAAGUAUCUGCCCAUCGCCCUGUCCGUUCUGGCAUCGUUUUUCUCCGCCUCAACGCUGCUGGGCACGCCAGCAGAAAUCUAUCAGUACGGGACGAUGUACUGGGUGUGUGUCUUUGGUUCAGUUUUCGCGCCCCUGACCGGCGCCUUGCUGUUUGGUCCGAUGUUCUUCAACAUCAAAGUCGUCAGUGUUUUUCAGUACUUAGAACUUCGGUUCCACUCUAAGCUUGUGAGAUUGUUUGGGGCUUUCAUUUUCCUGCUCAGAGCGACUAUUGGUAUGGGGAUUGUUUUGUAUGGACCAUCAACAGCGUUAAGUGCAGUGACCGAGUUUCCCACCUGGGCUGUGAUUGUCGUGGUUGGAGUCGUCUGCACAUUUUACACGAGCAUCGGCGGGUUGAAGGCCGUCAUCUGGACAGACGUGUUCCAAACCCUGGUCAUGUUGGCGGGGAUGGUGGCGGUGCUCAUUAAGGGUUUUCUUGUGUCUGGUGGUGGAGCGGAUGUAUGGGAUGUCAACUACCGAGGCAAAAGGAUCGAGUUCUUCAAUUUUGACUUUGACCCUAGGGUCCGGCAUACCUUUUGGUCCCUGAUCAUCGGCAUCUUCUUCGUGUGGUUGCCCCCCUACACGGUCGACCAACAGAUGGUUCAGCGUUUCUCGUCGGCCCAGUCUUUGAAAGACGCCAAAAUUGCUCUCCUCCUGAACAUCCCCGGGAUGGUCAUCAUGAUAACGUUGUGUUGUCUGACUGGUCUGACACUGUUCGCCUACUACGCCAACUGUGACCCAAUUAAACAGGGUCUAAUCGAUAAUCCUAACCAGCUUCUGCCCUACUUUGUGAUGGAUAUUCUGGGAAGUGCGCCGGGACUUCCGGGUUUGUUCGUUUCCAGUUUGUUUAGUGGCGCCCUCAGUUCAGUGUCCUCCAUGUUAAACUCUCUGGCCGCCGUCACGUGGGAAGACUUCAUGAAACCCUACAUGAAGAAUGUCAAGGACGACAAGGCUACAAAAAUCACUAAAGGACUUGCUGUGAUGUAUGGUGCUUUAGGCAUAGGCGUCGCCUUCCUGGUCAAAGAGUUGGGUGGAACAGUGUUGCAGGCGUCGCUGACGUUGAAUGGGGCUGCUGGAGCACCUCUGGUCGGCCUGUUUAUUCUCGGAUCAUGUUUCACAAGUACCAACUGGAUAGGUGCUCUAGUAGGUGGCGCUCUGGGUCUGGGCUUCUCUCUUUGGUUGAGUGUUGGGACCUACGUGUACAAGCCAAUCAACUUCAAACUACCUGUGACGACAGCGGGGUGUAACCUAACCGGAAACACGUCAGAAACAUUCUCGUUCGCUGACACACCUGAUUACACAAAUUGGACGCGGCCAAGUACCGACAGUUUAAAUGGUUUGGAAAAUCUCUACGGGUUGUCGUACCUUUGGUUCUCUGCCCUUGGCACAUUGUCAUGUGUAGUUAUCGGACUUAUUGUCAGUCUUGUCACAGGCCCAACAAAAGCGUCAGAGGUAGAUCCAUCCCUACAACUUCGACUGUUUCACAAGCUGGCAAAACUGUUCACAUCGCCAUUUUCAUCAAGCUCAUCUGUUUCUAUUGAAGCAACUACGCGGAAGGAAUCGAGAUCUCAGGAUGAACUAGUGAAUGGCACUGACUACAACAUCAAAGGAACUGGUACGAACGUUGAAAGCUACAGCAACAAACAUAUCAGUGGCAACAGUUCAGAUCAGCCGGCCCUGUCUUCAAGACUCUAAGACAUUAAGUCAUAAGACACAACUAGUCAAGUACCCUUUUAGAUGAGAUGCUAGAUACUCUGAACUUCCCCUAGACUCUAAGACAUCUGGUUAAAAGAGAAUUAGUCAAGUACUCUAUUAGAUGAGAUGCUAGAUACUCUGAACUUCCCCUAGACUCUAAGACAUCUGGUUACAAGAGAAUUAGUCAAGUACUCUAUUAGAUGAGAUGCUAGAUACUCUGAACUUCCACAAGACUCUAAGACAUCUGGUUACCAGAGAAUUAGUCAAGUACUCUAUUAGAUGAGAUGCUAGAUACUCUGAACUUCCCCUAGACUCUAAGACAUCUGGUUACAAGAGAAUUAGUCAAGUACUCUAUUAGAUGAGAUGCUAGAUACUCUGAACUUCCCCUAGACUCUAAGACAUCUGGUUACAAGAGAAUUAGUCAAGUACUCUAUUAGAUGAGAUGCUAGAUACUCUGAACUUCCCCUAGACUCUAAGACAUCUGGUUACCAGAGAAUUAGUCAAGUACUCUAUUAGAUGAGAUGCUAGAUACUCUGAACUUCCCCUAGACUCUAAGACAUCUGGUUACCAGAGAAUUAGUCAAGUACUCUAUUAGAUGAGAUGCUAGAUACUCUGAACUUCCCCUAGACUCUAAGACAUCUGGUUACCAGAGAAUUAGUCAAGUACUCUAUUAGAUGAGAUGCUAGAUACUCUGAACUUCCCCUAGACUCUAAGACAUCUGGUUACAAGAGAAUUAGUCAAGUACUCUAUUAGAUGAGAUGCUAGAUACUCUGAACUUCCCCUAGACUCUAAGACAUCUGGUUACAAGAGAAUUAGUCAAGUACUCUAUUAGAUGAGAUGCUAGAUACUCUGAACUUCCCCUAGACUCUAAGACAUCUGGUUACCAGAGAAUUAGUCAAGUACUCUAUUAGAUGAGAUGCUAGAUACUCUGAACUUCCCCUAGACUCUAAGACAUCUGGUUACAAGAGAAUUAGUCAAGUACUCUAUUAGAUGAGAUGCUAGAUACUCUGAACUUCCCCUAGACUCUAAGACAUCUGGUUACCAGAGAAUUAGUCAAGUACUCUAUUAGAUGAGAUGCUAGAUACUCUGAACUUCCCCUAGACUCUAAGACAUCUGGUUACAAGAGAAUUAGUCAAGUACUCUAUUAGAUGAGAUGCUAGAUUAUAUGAACUUCCCCUAGACUCUAAGACAUCUGGUUACCAAAGAAUUAGUCAAGUACCCUGUCAGAUGAUAUGCUGGCUACUCUCUGAUUUCUUACAGGACGUUAGAUGUCUCCUUUGUUUUAAAUUGUAUAUCUACAUCAUAAAGUGUUCUUUCGACAACCUAACGAAGAACAACUAUAAUAUUUGUGGAUUAUUAUUCAAAUUAAGUGUCCCCCCACCACACACACACACACACAAUGUUUUGUUUAAAUAUUUAGUGACGCUAGACACGAAAGUUUUGUGUGCUUUGGUCUUUUGGGUUAAAUUAAAGGAAAAGUGUCACAUUGUAUAUUUUUAUCUCAAAAUUUGAGAAAUUGUUAUUAAACAUUGUAUCAUAUAAUG
Molecule: messenger RNA, 3419 nt
Organism: Physella acuta
Lineage: Eukaryota; Metazoa; Mollusca; Gastropoda; Physidae
Product: sodium-coupled monocarboxylate transporter 1
Biological process (GO): sodium ion transport; transmembrane transport
Cellular component (GO): membrane
Molecular function (GO): symporter activity
Source: RefSeq, a predicted model, not a curated record